Molecule: messenger RNA, 369 nt
Organism: Lathyrus sativus (Indian pea)
Lineage: Eukaryota; Viridiplantae; Streptophyta; Magnoliopsida; Fabales; Fabaceae
Source: the annotation of a GenBank genome assembly
AUGACAAAGUUACCAAUUCUGCACCUCAUCCUUAUCCCAUUAAUCAUCUAUCAAACCACCUCCUUUGCCUCUGCAGUCGAUCCCACGCAAGGCUUCACCCAACUUCCAUUAGACAACUCAAACUUCCAAAUCCAAAAGCCUUACGAUGUCUCCGUAAACCAACGUUACACCUUUACAAACGGAGUCCACAAUGUUAUUCAUGAUGUUGGUGCUAACAAUGUUAAGAUUUAUAUUGAUGGGGAUCUUAAGUAUAAUGGAGAUGGUAGAGGAGCUGGUACUCACUACUUUAAGAUUGGAGUUUAUGUUCAGAAUGAUCCUUCCAGUUACAUGGAGUCUCGUUGGAGGGAUAUUAAGGUUUUUAAGAAAUAG